AUGUCGCCGUACAACCGUCGCCUCGACCCGGGGUCGAAUUGUGCCUAUUCCCAAAGCACGUACCGUCUCAUCCGGAGCGGAACCCUCCGCAACCUCUUCUGGAUUGGAGUCGUUCCCCGCAUCGUUGCGAGGGCCGAAUGUCGACGCCACGCCUCGCCGCCUCUGUCCAAUAGCCUCGUCCCACCGCAGUCGUAUGAGUGGGCAAAAAGGGGACAUGGCCGUAUAAGCGGUGCAGCAUGCCCAGCUGCUUGGUCCUCUGCUUUAGAUAAUCCGCCGGCGAAAUUCAAUCCUACUCUGGACGUGACAGACUCAUACUGCCAGGACCUCACUCGCGGCAGCAGCUCUUUCUCGUUCGGCCCUACUGACCAGGGGGGGCCAUUUGCCUGA
Molecule: messenger RNA, 387 nt
Organism: Trichoderma asperellum CBS 433.97
Lineage: Eukaryota; Fungi; Ascomycota; Sordariomycetes; Hypocreales; Hypocreaceae
Source: RefSeq, a predicted model, not a curated record